AUGUUUGUCCCCUUGCCGGUGCCGUUCGUGUUUCAGAGAACUGCUUCUGACCUCAACGCCUGGCGUCUCAAGUCCCCUCUGGCUCUCCGCUCCAACUCCGAUAUCAGGAUGUCAAAGCCAGCAGAGGUCGAGAAAAUUGGGGCCAACUCUCCGAUGGAGGGUGCAGAUUCAGAGCGGAAUGGACCUGAAUCAAAUCACCAGGCUCAGUCAAUGAAAGUCAAUCCCUUUUCCCUUUCACAAACCCUGAGCAGCAACAAGAAUAAGAUGGAGGAGUGUGGAGAGAUGUCUCCGGCGCUCCCUAUGUCUCACGGCCCGCCUCCCUCUCAGACGGCCCUGCAGCACACACAGCUCAUGCUGACCGGCUCCCAACUAGCAGGGUUGACGGCUCUGUUGCCAGCGCAGCAGCAGUUGUUGCUGCAGCAGGCUCAGGCUCAGCUCCUGGCUGCAGCCGUGCAGCAGUCCAGUGCAGCACACGCCGCUCAUGCUGCCCACGCAGCCGCCCAAGCCAAUCAGCAACAGCAGCAGCAGCAGCAGCAGCAGCAUGCGGGACAGACAGGGCAGCAGGCCCAGUCUCAGUCCCAGGGACAGGGACAGCGCACACAGGAACAGACGACCCAAAGCAUCCCUGUCCAGCCUCCCCAACUAACCCUCUCCCAGCCAAUCCAGCUCACCGCCCAGGACAUCCAGCAGUUGCUGCAGCUCCAGCAGCUGGUGUUGGUGCCCGGUCACUCCCUCCCGUCUCCGGCCCAGUUCCUCCUCCCACCGGCACAGCAGGGCCAGCAAGGACUCCUAUCGACACCAAAUCUCAUUUCGCUACCUCAGCAAACCCAAGGGAGCCUGCUGUCCCCUUCGAAUAGAAUGGGACUCCAAGCACAGCGUGAUAAGAGUAUGGAGGUGAGUGGAGUGACAACGGUGAACUCAGUGACCCCUCACCCCGAAGAGCCCAGCGACCUGGAGGAACUGGAGCAGUUCGCCCGCACUUUCAAACAGAGACGCAUCAAAUUGGGCUUCACACAGGGAGAUGUGGGUUUGGCGAUGGGGAAGCUGUACGGAAACGACUUCAGUCAGACCACGAUCUCCCGCUUCGAAGCCCUCAACCUGAGCUUUAAGAACAUGUGCAAGCUGAAGCCACUGCUGGAGAAGUGGCUCAAUGAUGCAGAGACCAUGUCCUUAGACUGCACCAUGCCUAGCCCCAGCUCCCUGUCCUCUUCCUCGAUGGGCUUUGACGGGAUGCCUGGUCGCCGCAGGAAGAAGAGAACCAGCAUCGAGACGAAUGUACGCGUGGCCCUGGAACGCGCAUUCAUGACGAACCAGAAGCCUACCUCAGAAGAGAUCCUCAUGAUCUCAGAGCAGCUGAACAUGGAGAAGGAGGUGAUCCGGGUCUGGUUCUGCAACCGCCGGCAGAAAGAGAAACGCAUCAAUCCCUCCAGUGCCACCCCUCCCCUGCCCAGCCAGCCCCCCACUGCCCCCCAAAUGCACAAACAGCCCUGCUACAGCCCUCACAUGAUGUCCAGCCAGCUGUCGCAGGCCGUGACCAGUCUCAGCACAACGGUGACCACCAUGUCCCCUGGCUGCCCCCUGACCUCCAGCCUCACCUCCACCCACCCUUCCCUCAGCUCCGCUCCCUCCCCGGUGACUCCUCCUCCCCCUCCCCGCAGCACGGCCAGCCCCGCCACCCCCAGCCACAGCACACUCAACCUCAACACAGGGAACACUGUGAUGGGAGUUAACACAGGGAUGAACCAAGCCCUCCUCGGUAACAAUCCCCUGGCCACUAUCCAAGCCCUAGCAGCCAGUGGUGGCCAGCUGCCUCUUUCCAGUCUUGAGGGGGCCAGUAAAUUGAUGCUGGGGGCCUCCGGGGGCCAAGGAGGCCUGCCCUCCUCCCUCUUCCUGAACCACCCGGCCCUGCUCCACAUGAGCCAGAACCCGGGACUCCUCAGCGCCGCCGUAGCCAGAGCCUCCCAAGCCUCCCCCUUCCCAUUGGCCAGCAGCAUCAGCCCCACCCCCUGCUCUCCCUCCCCCUGCUCAAGCCCCGCCUCUUCUUGCUCCUCCAGCGAAAUGGCACACAGCCCAACAUCUCCGGGCGGGGCCAAGAUUGAGUGACCGCGCCCAAACGGCCAAUCAGAGAGGAGGAGGAGGAAGGAGGAAACGGAAACCUCGCCUUUCACACCAAAGCUAUCUCUUUCUCUCUCUUGCGCUCUUCUUCCGAUAUUUUUCACGCAAUGGUUCUCUCUCUUGUUCUCUCCCAGUCUUUCGAUGCCAAAAAUACACAGAAUGAAAGAGGAGAGAGGGAGGGAGGGAGGUGAAAGAGGGGAGAAGGGGGGGAAAGGGGAAGAUUGAAACCAAAAAUCUUUAUCUAUCCAAACAGACGGAGAGGAGGCAACGUGGGACCUUUUUGUCAAUAACACGUGAUAUCGACAUGUCAACUCUUUCUCUCUGAAGGAAAACUAACCAAUGACUCUCUAACAGAGGAGCAUGUCGAAGUGCAUAAACCAAAAAUGACAAAAGAUAACUUUACUAUGUGACAAAGGAAUGGCGGCAAGGACAACAACAAAAGAAGAUGGAGGGGAGGACUGUGCUUACGUUUUCCCUUUUUGUAUUAUUUCGAGAAGCUGCGGGUCUGAAGGAAGAGGAGAAGGGAGGAGAAGUUUAAACCAAAAAUUAACCUGAAGAGGAGGAGGAAGAGGAGGAAUACACAAUGACAAAAAAAGAAAAAAAAAACAACCAACCAUACCAAAAUCCCAAAUACCAAAAACCAAAAAUGCGGAGAGAAAAGCUUUAUUCAAAGGACGUGUAAAUACUGAAGCUAUCCAGGACCAGGACUACUGCUACACACACACACACACACACACCAACCCAUCCCACCAUCCUGUCUGUCAGCUCAUGCGUCUCUUUUCAUGCUAGAUAUAUAUUCAAUCGUUUUGUAAAACAUCAUUACUGAGCGAGUCCAGAGCUGAAUGAUCGCCAUCUUAGUCUCUUUACCUACCUUUGGUUCCAAGAGCAUAGAGUAGGGUUCUUCUUUGAGAGACUUGGUGUGUUUUUUUACACUUUUGAGAGUCUGAUUUAAUUAUUUAUUAGUGUCAUUUUCCAUCCAACUCCUAUUUAUUGUUGCAGCUUUUUUCGUAGCGUUUGAAUCAUCAUCAUCAUCAUCAUCAUCAUUGUUGUUCAUCAUGUGUGUAUGUCGUUUUAAAUGUGACUAUUCUGCAGAGAGGUGAAGAGAAGCUCACCAAGUGCCAUAGAUCCAAAACAGAAAGUUGAUUUCACGGUGUGACUGAAUUUAUUAAGACCUAAACACUUAUCGUUGUUAAUCAGACCCCUCUCUUUAAGAUAACCCCAUUACAUAGAGCCUCUGUGACUAAAUGAACAUGCCCUGGAGAACUUCGCACACUGAAAUAUGGCGUUUGUUACCAUUGAAAGUAUGAAAUGGGGCUGUGAUUGGAGAUUUAAAAAGUAAUAACCCUUGAGACUGAAGAAUAAAUAAGUCAAUAAAGCCAAGUUUAGUCACAGUCCUGCCACA
Messenger RNA from Eleginops maclovinus (Patagonian blennie), 3517 nucleotides. RefSeq names its product POU class 2 homeobox 2b (gene pou2f2b). Gene Ontology annotation, molecular function: RNA polymerase II cis-regulatory region sequence-specific DNA binding; DNA-binding transcription factor activity, RNA polymerase II-specific. The record is from RefSeq and is a predicted model, not a curated record. The coding region runs from base 1 to 2103 and encodes 700 amino acids. NCBI's taxonomy places the organism in Eukaryota, Metazoa, Chordata, Actinopteri, Perciformes, Eleginopidae. Gene Ontology annotation, cellular component: nucleus. Gene Ontology annotation, biological process: regulation of transcription by RNA polymerase II. The transcript is spliced from 16 exons.